Phalaenopsis equestris is the source of this 1271-nucleotide messenger RNA. Its product is annotated as RNA pseudouridine synthase 2, chloroplastic-like. Gene Ontology annotation, biological process: pseudouridine synthesis. Gene Ontology annotation, molecular function: RNA binding; pseudouridine synthase activity. Lineage: Eukaryota; Viridiplantae; Streptophyta; Magnoliopsida; Asparagales; Orchidaceae. The record is from RefSeq and is a predicted model, not a curated record. The coding region runs from base 44 to 1246 and encodes 400 amino acids. The transcript has 6 exons.
CCGCUAAUUUGUAUCCUCGAGGUGCAGAUUGGUCACGUUUCGAAUGGCUGGCGCCAGCAUCUCUUCAAUCUCCACCUCGGGCUGGCUGAUACGCCGAAACUCAAAAUCUAGGGUUUCAACUGUCUUUUUCUCCUCUUCUGCAAGUCGUAGUUCGAUCCCAGAGCGACCUCCGCCACAGGUCGGAGGCAACUACAGUGGGAUUCGACUGUCUGAGACGGUGGAGCUUGGCUUCGAGAAAACAAGGGUCGACUCCUGGAUCUCCUCGCGGAUUCCAGGCAUAAGCCGAGCUCGAGUGCAGCAUAGCAUCCGCUCCGGUCUCGUGACUGUCAACGGCCGCAUCAUAGAAAAGGUGACGUGGGCUCCCACCAACAGUUGCAGUGUUUCACAUAUUAUAAAAGGAGGGGACAAAGUUAGUUGCACGGUUUGCCAGUUGGAACCAUUAAAGGCAGAACCAGAGGAGAUUCCUUUGAAUAUAGUCUUUGAAGAUGAACAUGUUCUUGUUGUAAAUAAACCUGCUCAUAUGGUGGUGCACCCUGCUCCUGGAAGUGCUAAUGGCACGUUAGUGAAUGCUUUACUUAAUCAUUGUCAGCUUUCAGCAGUUGCUUGUGUUAACAGACAAAGUUCCUUCGAAACUGAAGAUAAUGACUUAUUUGAUAAUGAGGUUAAUGACUUCUAUUUUGGCCAUUCUUGUGAGGCGUUCAAACAAAGCAGUGAGGCUCUUGUUCGCCCAGGCAUUGUACAUAGAUUGGACAAGGGUACCAGUGGUCUGCUUGUUGUAGCCAAGGAUGAACAUUCUCAUAAGCAUUUGGCUGAGCAAUUCAAGCUGCACACUAUCUAUAGACUAUAUGUUAGUCUUACAUCUGGAGUCCCAUCACCAAGUUCUGGACGGAUUGAGAUCCCAAUAGCUCGUGAUUGCAAUAACAGAACCCGUAUGGCUGCUGUUUCAGUGUCAAGUAGCAGCAGAAAUGCUCGAUAUGCUGCCAGUAGGUAUAAAGUAGUGGAAGUUUUUGCUGCUGGCGGAUCCGCACUGGUGCAGUGGAGACUGGAAACUGGACGCACUCAUCAGAUACGUGCACAUGCAAAGUACCUGGGAAUUCCAUUGUUGUGUGAUGAGCUUUAUGGAGGCACAGAAGGCUUGGCACUGUCACUGCUGAAGUCAAGGCUUCCUGUGAAUUGCCAUGCUCUUGUAUCAGAGAUGAUAUCCAAGCUAGAUAGGCCUUGCCUUCACGCUCAGUCACUGGGGUAAGGAAAAUUAGUUUAAAAAACAUCGG